Molecule: messenger RNA, 7982 nt
Organism: Myxocyprinus asiaticus (Chinese sucker)
Lineage: Eukaryota; Metazoa; Chordata; Actinopteri; Cypriniformes; Catostomidae
Product: ras-responsive element-binding protein 1-like
Exons: 14
Coding region: 794-5749 (1651 amino acids)
Biological process (GO): regulation of transcription by RNA polymerase II
Cellular component (GO): nucleus
Molecular function (GO): DNA-binding transcription activator activity, RNA polymerase II-specific; RNA polymerase II cis-regulatory region sequence-specific DNA binding
Source: RefSeq, a predicted model, not a curated record
AACCUUCGUGUGUGUUCUUCAGAAAAAAAGAAUGCAGAUGAUGAAAGAAUUUUCAUUUUUGGGUGAACUAUCCCUUUCCAUCUAUCUUUGUCAAAAUGAAUCAUCAAUUGGAUGAGGCUGGACAAGAGUGGAAGCGAAGUUUUGCGCCCCUCCCGUAGAGAUGCUCACAGCUGAACUCCAGUGGCAGCCUCAGUAACACACGUCCCCUUGGAGACUAGAGCAACACGUGAUGCGUCGACUUGUCACGUUCACUGAGCAGCGCUCAGGAACACACUUUGAGGAAAAAGUGACUUUUCUGACCCUCACUCGUCGGAAGUGUCGAUGGCCAUCAUUGCUUUAGGGAGCUAAAGCAAGUGAGCGAUGUAAAGUCUCCAGUUGGCGAACACUGCACAUCCUCAAAUACGCCAUUUUGAUCGCUCUCCGGAACAAGUUUGCAGUUUUUUUCGAAGUCCAUCAUCUCUUUUCACCAUCACCAUGUCUCAACGCAAUCUGCCCAACCCCGACAAAGUCAAACUAUGAGCAGAGGUCGCUUUCCCUCGUCCUGUGCCCGUGAUCCUGUGGCUCCAUGACCCUGUGACGUGUUUAGCCCAGACCUUAAAAUGGUAGAAGUGGAUCAAGGAGUCCGACAACAGAUGGUAUGUCCCGAUCAGAGCCCGGAUCUCAACAUCAUUGAGUCAGUGUGGGAUUACAUGAAGAGACAGAAGCAAUUGAGACAGCCAAAUAGAUAGGCAAACUGUGUCAAAUUCUUCAAGAUGCUUGGAACAACUUAUCUGCCAACAACCGUGAAAACUACAUGGAGAGUGCCUCCCCUGACAAGAAUGUCAGAAAUGAUGUUGGUGCUGUUGACAUAAAUGAACAAUCUCAGUUGUCAGAAGAGGCAGUGAAGAAUCAGCCCUUCACACUUCUACCUGAACCUGUAGAAGUUAACCUGAAGAGGGAAGCAGACUAUGAUGGAAUGAACAAACAAGCACAUGUGGCAGAAGAAGAUGUAGGUGGAGUGAGGCCAGAAGAGGAGCUGUCCUCCAUCAACUCCAUGAUGAGCACUGUGAUGAAUGUGGGCCAGAUCAAUUCUGACUCCAUGAAAGCAUCUCCCAGUUUAACCAGCAAAUCACCAUUAAUCAGUCGUACUGGGAGAAGAAAUCAGGAAGUCAAAGAAGAACACUCAAACUUCAUUUGCCCUCUGUGUAACAAAAACUGCAUGACACAGCACCAACUCACAAUGCAUAUCAGACAGCAUAAUACAGACAGUGGAGGCACUGAUCACUCCUGCAGUAUCUGCCUGAAGGCUCUGAGCUCGGCCAGCUCUCUGGAUCGCCACAUGCUGGUACACAGCGGAGAAAGGCCAUAUAAGUGUGUAAUAUGUAGCCAGACCUUCACCACCAACGGAAAUAUGCACAGGCACAUAAAAAUUCAUGAAAAGGAUGCAAAUGGUAUUCCUACGCCCAGUCCUUCUCCAAUAAACAAGCGCCGUCGUCUCUCUACUAAGAGAAAGCCUAGUGUGGAGGAUGAGGGGGAGCAGGCUGAUGAACCACCAAAUAAAAAGGAGAUGUUGAUGCAAAAGGCUGAAGAGCCUUGUUCUGUAAAGAGUGAAGAAGAACUCCUUCAUUGCCCCAUCUGCUUUAAGACAUUCAUCUGUAAAUAUGGUUUAGAAUCCCACAUGGAGACACAUCCUGACACUACCCUUAGGUGUAACAUUUGUUGCAUCACCUUUCGCACACAUCGUGCUCUUCUUCGCCAUAAUACCAUCAUUCAUAAGCAGCUGCCCACAGACCCCACUGGACGACCCUUUAUUCAGAGUAACCCCUCCAUCCCACUGGGUUUUGGUGACUUGGCUUUCAUUGACUUCAGCUGUGACAAGUUUCCCCAAAUUGCACAGGUCUGGUGUGAGACUAACUUGCGACGAAGUGUUAGCAAGUUCCAUAGAUUUGUCUGUGAGGCCUGCAACAAGGCCUUCCCUCUUCAGCAGUCUCUGGAUCUUCACAAAUCCGCCCAUAAAAGCAGUGCAAACACCAACACUGAACCUCAGGAACAAAGCACAGAUGCUGUUAUAGAUGCCCCAAAAGUAAAAUCCCAUUCCAUGGAUUCAAAGGAGGUCAGUGAACCAGUACCACAAGAUGAUACUACCAAUUUUAAUGGGAAGAACAGUUUCAUGGAGUACCUGGGUCUUCAACACUUCUCCUUGGCCAAGCGAGAGAGAUCUGAAGAGGAAAUCCAGCAAGAGACUUUAGACAGCAUCCGUUUCAUUCGCGUUGAGCCACCUUCAACAAAUCUACCUCAAGAAGCCAGCAGCAGUCUCAGUCUCUCGAUUUUAGACCCUGUCUCUCUUCAAAGCAUGAACAAGGACACUGCCCUCAACCUCCUGUCGCUACAACCCCUUCAUGGUGUUGUCAGUAGCGGUAUGUUUGUCCCAGUAAGUGGUCAAGCUGCGGUGGAGCUGACUGACAUUGAACAAAUCCUUAAAAUCGCUGCCACGGUGCCUCCUCAGAUGUCUUUGUCUCUGCUUCCCAAAGGUCAGGCCAGUUCUAUACAGGUGGACCCCAAACAGAUUGCCUCUCUGAAACCGAAGACCUUAAUCACUCCUCGAUCCAGCAUGGGUGCCUCCACACCGCCUCCACCUGCCAUGAACGCCCAGCAGGCCUCUUCUGGCAACAUCAGUCCAAGCCUCCCACCCCAAACAGGUCAACAGCUGAGAACUGCCAUACAAUCUUCAGCCUCCUCUUCUUCCUCAACCUCAUCUUCUCCCACGAAUUGGGAGACUACUCAUCUGGGGCCAGAUGUCAUAGGAAGCACGAUUAUCUCAUAUGACAAUGCAACUGGAAAUAUCAAGAAAGAGAAGUUUGACGGCAAGGACAAGGAAUUGAGAGUUUUGAGCAAGAAGACCGCCAAGACAGAGUACCCUUGUCGGUUCUGCAAAGAAGUCUUUUCCUUCUUAGGGGGCCUCCAGGCUCAUAUGCGUCAUCACCUGGGAGCUUCGCCAUAUCAGUGCACCAUUUGCAGCUAUGCAGCUCCAGACAAAGCAACACUGAUUCGGCAUCUCAGAAAACAUAGUGGUGAACGCCCAUACAUCUGUCGCCUCUGUCACUACCCUUUCACUGUGAAAGCCAACUGUGAGCGCCAUUUACGCAAGAAACACAUGAAGAACACGCGCAAAGAGAUCGAGAAGAACAUUGAGUAUGUAACGACCUCCUCUACUGUAAGUGGUGUAUUUGGGGGUGCUAAACUAGACCUCCUUGAUACUGCUGGUACUUGUAACACAUCUUGUCGUUAUUGUGGGGAGGACCUUAAGAACUACCGAGCCCUUCAGAUUCAUCUGCGAACACACAAUGGGUGUCAAAGGAAGCCAUUUGAGUGUCGGCAGUGUGGUGCGGCGUUCCUUGCUAAAAGGAACUGCAUUCACCAUUUGCUGAAGCAGCACCCGGAGGUUCCAGAAAGGGAAAUUGAAGAGCACAUCAAAAGUCUUCUACCUAUUGGAGGAGAUGCCACUGCUCAGGCCAACCCUCCAACUUCAAAUUGGCUGGUUAAUAGCAAUGUUCCUCAGAAUGUAGGCCCUUUCUCUGGACCAGUUGACCAAAACCAGCCCUUGGAUUUCUCUUGCAAAUCUAAAAUAAUUAUAGGCUCAGAUGUCAAGCUGGAAGGAACUGCUUCCCCUCUGCUUAAUCACUGCUCUAUGGAGCCAAUUGAUCUUUCUAUGCCUAAGGAUCUGGAGAAAAAGAGAAUAAUGAAAGGACUUGCUUGCAGCACAUCCCUUAAUCAUCAAGAUGUUAAGAAGGAACAGUCCUCCCCAAGCACAGAAACAACUCCUGGACUUCUUGCUACUCUCCCCGUCCCCAUUUCUAAUCUGGCCUCAGCUCUACCCAGUGAUCUACCCAAGCCUUUUACUCGCCUGAAGCCACUGCUACCAAAACCAUCUUCUGAAAUGCAACCACUGGCCUCCAUUGCUCAGAUUAUCUCCUCUGUCUCAGCUGCCCCAAUGCUGAUUAAAACAGGAAUGGAUGCUAAGAACAGUGUUAGUGCUAUGGAUUUCAAUACACUAAAUGGCAAGAAGUGCACUGUCAUUCCAGAUUCCACUCCAAAUGGUUCUUCUCCUGAUAACUCAAAGAGGAGAGGCAAGAAGAGACUAUUUCAGGAAGAGAUCUGUGAUACAAAAUUUGCAACAGGCGGUGGCAUAGACCUGGAUUCAAGUGGAGAGUUCCCCAGUGUGGAGAAAAUGCUAGCCACUACUGAUGCAAAUAAAUUCAGCCCCUACUUGCAAACCAGUCAGAUGGAGCCAGUGAAGGAGGAGAAAGAGAAGCAGUCCAUCAGUGAGGAGGUGAAGGAAGGUAGAGAGGACAAGCCAAAGAAACCUCCGCAGCACAAAGGAAAGAAGAAUGCCUAUUCCAAUUCAGUGCAGAAAAUGACAUGUCCUUACUGCCCACGUCUGUUCCCUUGGGCCAGCUCAUUGCAAAGGCAUAUGCUAACACAUACAGGUCAGAAGCCAUACCCUUGUCCACAGUGUGAGUCAUUCUUCUCCACCAAGUCAAACUGUGAACGCCACCUGCUCCGCAAACAUGGAAUGUCUAAUCGGGGACUUCAACAGAGUGGGUCUCGACCCAGACCUAAGGCUGACGAAGGAUCACAAGGAAGCACAGGUACCUAUGAGAGUAUGUCUGACACUGAAUCUGCUUUCACUGGAGACAUUAUGGAUCUGAGCUCUAUCAACCCCAAAAGGGAGGAGAACUCUUCAUCCCCAGAACAAGCACCAGAACAAACUGGACAAUCAGCCACUGAACAAACAGAUAGCACCAGAGAUACAAAUCAAAAACAGCCAGCUGAGGGAAACCCUGAGAAAAUAGAAAAUGAUGACGAUGACACUCAAAGCAAUAAAAGUCUCGAUAUGAACCUCGCUAGCAAGCUUGUAGACUUCAAACUUUCUGGAGGGGAUCAGCACCAGCGUAAAUCAGCUGAAACUGUUGCAGAACCAGUUGGUCUGCCAGAGGAGUUCCCUCACACCUGUGCUACCUGCAAGAAGACUUUUCGUCAUGCAGCCACCCUCAGCCGGCACCAGAAAACUCAUGUUCAUGAGGUCCAGCCAGAAGAUGGAGGAAAGAAGGGAAGACGUCAACCUACUGAAUCCAACCAAACCACAAUCACAGCACCUAGAAAAGAGAUGGAGCAAGAGACAAAGUUAGAAGCUGUUGAAAAAGAGGAGAACAGCAGUUGUGUGGAAAGUGGUACAGAGGAGGAGAAGGAGAAAGACAGGGAAGAGAUGAGUGAUGAUGAGGAAGAGGGUGGUUCCUCAGAGCAUAGAGCUUUGGAAGAGGAGAGUGACUCGGCUGCAGGCAAAACUGACAAGAGAAAGAAGAUCUGUGCUAUGUGCAGCAAACGCUUUUGGAGCCUGCAAGACUUGACCAGACAUAUGCGGUCACAUACUGGUGAGAGACCUUAUAAGUGCCAAACCUGUGAUCGCACAUUCACCCUGAAACACAGUCUGGUGAGACACCAACGUGUCCACCAGAAACCCACGGAUGAAAAAGGGACUAAUGAGGUGGAAAUUAAUGAUGAAACAGAUGGAGCAAAAGAUGAUAUUGGAGUGCUGGAAGGAAACGAGGUCAGGUGUUCAUCGGGAGGUGAAAGUGAAGCAAUAGCCCCAAUCCAGACUGAGAAUAAAAGUGAGAGAGCAGAGGUGCCCCAAACAGAAGUGAGUGAAGGACAUAAAGUGGAGAAGCAACAUGCUGAAGAUAUAGACAUGAAAUUGGAUUUUGAUGAAUAAACUCCCAAAGAACCUCGACUAGAUGGAGCUGAACAGGAUGAACCUUCAACUCGUGCUGCCUCAGUUGAGACCCAAUCAGGCUUUGAUCCAGAAUCUGCAAAAAUCAGUGUGUACAGCCGAAUCGCGGCUCAGGAAAUUGCAGAGAAGCCUGUUCUGUGAAGACUAGCCCCUUCACUUUGUUGAUUUUGUGCCAUAGUUUAUCAAGCUUCCACAAAACACUAGGAGUUGCAAAGUCUGGCCUCUGCCAGUAUUUGUCUUAUACAGUAUGCAUAGAAGAUGCAACUGUGAUUCUUUUCUCGAUGCCUUAAUGCUUUUCUUUUUCUAAAGAUUUAGAUCAACACAUAACUGGACAGUAACAGUUUUAAUCAUAUUUAUAUGAUUUUUUUUCUUAAGUGAAUCAAAUAAAGACUUUAUACCAUUAUAAAUAAGAGAAACAUUUGUAUGAUGAUCAGAAGAUUUAUAUAUCAGCCUUAAAAUUUAUUAUUCUUAAGUACAUUUCUAUUUGUUUUUAGUUUCUGUGAGGAGUGAGGUUUUUUUCCUCUCUUUUUGUCUUGUUGAAUUUAAGAGCUGAAAUCAUUGUCACUAUCAUGAUUGGCUGAUUGCAUUUCUGAUAAAAAUUUCUGCUUAGUGGUUCUGUUUAGCUUUCUAUUUUAUUUUGGGUGAUUAAUUGGUCAAUCUUUUAUUGGCAAUAUUUGCCUGUUCUUUGUAUAUUCUUCUCUAUCUUUGAGCCUCAUUGACAAAUGAUGCAGACGUGUGUACAAAUCGCUGAAAGUCUUGAAAAAGCACCUUCUGGUGGUGAAGACUGUGAAGUAUUAUAUUGGAAGGCCGGUGGAUCAGAGAAAAGAGUGCUUCUGAGAUUCACACAAUAUGUAUUUAAUGUCAGUGUGAUUCUGAGUAUGUUUUAUGUAUCUUUAAAGUGUUAUUUGUUUUUGCCUUUUUUGGAUUUUGUGUUUGUACUGGAAAUCUCUCUGUAGUUCACCCUGACUGUUUGACACUGGUGUUCACACUAAACUGUACCAUGAAAAUUGGAGCUCAAAUAAUAUAUGAAUUUAAAUUAGCUGCCCUGGGACUGUCUUGUGAAGAGGGGAUGUCAUUUUCCCCUCAAACAAAAACACUUAUUACAAUUUUUUACAAUAGUUGUAACUUUGAUAACCCCUGAACUCCAUUCAGCACUUCAUUAGGGUUGUAUGGAUUUAACCUAUGUCCUCUCAUUGGCAAAAUAAUUGCUAGUAUUCAUUUUGAAAACUCAGCCUCUUUUAUAAGCAAUGCUUAACUUAGUAAAUGAGAAGAUCUCUACAUUUUGUUAAAACAUAUUUCCUUUCUCUGUUUCUUAUUUUUUGUCUAAUGACAUAUGUGCCUGAAUGUGUACAAGUGUGUGGGGGUGUGUGCACAGUUAUCAAUAAUGAAAAACACUGAACAUUUUAUGCAGGUAUUUAUUUGAUCAAUCUAAAGAGAGUGGUCGUAAUUUUGAGAAGCCAUAUAGAAUCCAAUUUGUGCCGCAAGGAGUAUCAAAAUAAUUCUCCAUUGUAGAACUUCUUUUGCAUAGUGAAGUUCUCUUAAGUUUUUCAGAUAUGUUGUGGAUUCAGAUUUUGACUCUUUGGAUAAUUACGAUUUUCGUAUGUCACUUUAAUUAGUCAUGUGAUGAAACUUUCAACCAAUGCAUCUAUCCAUUAAUUUGAGAGCAUUGAACCAUAGAGUAUAAUUUUGUUGGGUUUGACAUUAUGAUUAUGAAACUAGUGAUUUUGCAUGUUAAUGUAAUUUUGUGAAUUUCUCAGCUAUUCUCUUUCUCAGGGGCUUUUCAAAAACUGCAUUUUCUAAGAAAUCUAUCUUGUGUAUAAAAUUGAUACUCAUUUCUGUGGUAAACAGAAUAAUCACUACAAUUUAGUGCAUUUUACUGAAUUUGGUCAAAAACAUGCUUGGGCUUAAUUUUGUCUUCUAUUGACUUAUGUUAAUGUCAAACAUUUCUUGUGAGAAAUUUCUGUAUUUGGCCCGUCACCAUCACUGACCAUGUUCGUCCAAUGGAUUACAAAUGUCAGAUUAAUUCAGAUGAAGAUUUUGCUUACUUUCUGAUCAAACUCCAUAAAGUGUAUGAAUCAUCCAAUCAAUAAAUGUACACUAAGAAAGAGUGAGACAUGAAGUGUGUGGGUUGUGGUUUUUUCAUCCAAUGCUUUGUGAAGUUUUUUUUAUUUUAUUUCGAUUUUAUUAUUAUCAUUAAAAAAGAAUGUGUUUUGUG